GUGGAGUUAUUCAGCUUUGCUUCUCUUACAGGAUGGCAUGCCUUAUGCGAGUGUAUUACGAAUCCACGAAACGUGGCUUGAUGGUUAUGCGGGAAGGCCUUUGGUCCUAAUGUAGAACGCACAACCAACGAUUGGCGAAAAAUAAGCAGGGACGAGUCAUCGUCCAGAAAAACGAGACAAAUGCGCACUCAGUGAUGGAGCCCGUAGUGCGACGAUCCAUGGUCGAGGUCGACUUACAACGCGUUGAAAAGGAGCCAGUUCUACACUUAAUGGAAUGGCAUGUGGAUCCAAACGCACGCGUGUACAUUCCACCUAUGAUCGACAUUUGCGACAAGACGAGGGGUGACAUCAGGAUCAAAAGCGAGAAUAAGACACACUCAAGCGCGAGCUUUUCAAAUAGCCGCGGAAGACAAGCUCUCCAGGAAAGAGCCAGGAAUACGGGCACAGGUCGGAACGACAGGGAUCAAACUCUCAGUAGCAACGGAGAGGUUUGUAUUCUGCGUCUCUCAAUAAGCUUUCGAAAAUGGAAGGAGAAGCUUUCACUCCAAAGAUUCAAGCUUUUGCCUCCUAAAGGACAUACCAAAUUAUGGCGUGACAUUAAUAGUUCAUGCGUUUCAGCAAAACCAAGAAGAGAAACACUGCUCCUAACUUUGACGCGACACUAGAAGUACAGAAGCAACUACACGCACAGCUGGAGCUCCAAAUCGAAGCACAAGCCAAGAACUUGAAAAACAUGUUUCAGUUCCAGCAAAAGGUUGAGGUGAACCAGCAGUGCAAGAAGGAGCCAAAGGAGGCUGCUCCAGCAGCACUGCGGUCGACAGAAACCAAGGCUGCAGCUCAGACGCCAAAGUGCCUUGAACCGGCCUCCAAGAAAUCCAAGAUUUCAGAAGAGCAAAGGCAAAAUUCUAUCACCAUUGAUGAUGGGACGCAGAGAUUGUAUACUAGUUGUUUCAUGUCAAUGGCAUUGCCUCUAGAAAAGGAGAGCACUCACCAUACCUCUGGGAAUAAUUGUAAUCUAUUCAUUUAAUUUUCAGCUAGAACUUUCAGAGA
Molecule: messenger RNA, 1050 nt
Organism: Selaginella moellendorffii
Lineage: Eukaryota; Viridiplantae; Streptophyta; Lycopodiopsida; Selaginellales; Selaginellaceae
Exons: 5
Coding region: 195-665 (156 amino acids)
Source: RefSeq, a predicted model, not a curated record